CAUCUGUGUGUCUUCUCAUGUCUUCUCUUGCAGAUAAGAAGUUUCCACCUCUUCACCACAGUAUAAGUAGCAGUAUUUCAUUCAGGUGACAUUCAAGUGAACAGGUGAACAGAUGAGGAUGAUGCUGCUGCUUGUCUUCAGCAUCGGGCUGAACUUGGCUUCAGCUGCAAAACUGGGUGUCGUGCAGACGGAGGGGGGGCAGGUGGAGGGAAAGAGCCACAACAUGGGCCUCUUCAGAAGUGUUGAUGUCUUUAAGGGAAUCCCCUUCGCUGAUGUCCCUGGAAAGUGGGAAAAACCAAAACCUCACCCUGGAUGGAGUGGAAUCCUGAAGGCCACAAAAUAUCGGGAUCGCUGCCUGCAGGUGACGCUGCUGCAGACAAAAACCCAAGGCAGUGAAGACUGUCUCUACCUUAACAUCUUUGUUCCACAAAGAGGAUCAUUGUCAAAGAGCCUCCCUGUGAUGGUGUACCUGUAUGGUGGUGCCUUCCUGUUGGGCGCGUCAAACGAUGUGGAGUUCCUCGGAGACGCACUUUAUGACGGGAAAGAAAUGGCUGACAGAGGCGGGGUCAUUAUUGUCACAGUGAACUACAGAGUUGGUACAAUGGGUUUUCUUAGCACCGGAGACUCCCGACUACCAGGUAACUAUGGUCUGUGGGAUCAACAUGCUGCCAUUGCCUGGGUCCACAGGAACAUUAAAGCAUUCGGGGGAAACCCAUACAACAUGACCAUCUUUGGCCAAUCAGCUGGAGCUGUCAGCGUCAGCUUCCAGAUGCUGUCCCCCUACAAUAAAGGCUUGUUCCGCAGAGCAAUCACACAGUCUGGUGUGUCCCUCUGUCCCUGGGGCCUUCAGCAGAACCCCAUCUCCCUCACAAAAAAGAUUGCCCGUAAAGUUGGCUGUUUGAGGGCCAACGUGGACGACAUGGUGACCUGCCUGAAGAUGAGUGACCCAGUUGGUUUAACCAUGGCGGGAAAAAUAGAUGUCUUCUUGAUUCUGGGAAAAGGCGUGGUCAUGGACCUACUGGAACUCGCUCCAGUGGUUGAUGGUGACUUUAUCCCAGAUGAGCCCAGACAUCUCUUCCACAACGCCGCUCAAUUUGAUUACAUGGCUGGAGUCAACAGCAUGGACGGCCAUUUUUUUGCUGGAGUUGACGUUCCCUCAAUCAACAAAAGAAAUGCCACCACUGUGGAUGAAGUAAAGGGUCUCCUGGCUGGGCUAACCAAAAAGAAGGGGACUGCUGCCAUUGACUCAGCCUACAGUGUGUAUUCAUCUCUCUGGGGGCCAUUUCCAGACCCAGCUCUGGUGAAGAAAACAGUGGCUGACAUCGAGACUGACUUCCUUUUCCUGGUCCCGACACAGAUUGCCCUCCAACUGCAUGCCAACAACUCCACUGGUGCCCGUACCUUCUCCUACCUCUUCAAUAUGGAGACACGAAUCCCAGGAUUCCCUCGCUGGGUGGGUGCAGAGCACGCUGAGGAACUGCAGUACCUGUUUGGUAAACCCUUCUCCAUCCCGCUGAUCUACUUUCCACGACAUCGAGACCUGGCUGGUUACAUGAUUGCAUACUGGACCAACUUUGCCAAGACUGGUGAUCCCAGUAAAGGUGAUAAUAAAGUCCCAGUGCCUUGGCCUGAAUUUACCAAAUACCACCACCCCCACCUGACCAUUGACCACAAGAUGAGCAAAUACUCUGUCAGCUACGACCUGAGAUCAAACUAUGUCGACUACUGGACACAGACUUACUGCAGCCUGCCAACCAUAAGAGAAGAAGACAAGGGAGGAAACUGUUGAUGCCACUGUUAUUUUAGCUGUUAAUUACAAAUGUAUGGAGGAUUUUUACUUGAUAAAUUGUAUGAUUCAAAAAUGAAAAUAAUGAUAAAAUAAUAAUAAACCAUC
Solea senegalensis (Senegalese sole) is the source of this 1894-nucleotide messenger RNA. RefSeq names its product bile salt-activated lipase-like. The coding region runs from base 113 to 1789 and encodes 558 amino acids. Gene Ontology annotation, cellular component: synapse; cell surface; postsynaptic specialization membrane. The record is from RefSeq and is a predicted model, not a curated record. Gene Ontology annotation, molecular function: triacylglycerol lipase activity; neurexin family protein binding; sterol ester esterase activity. NCBI's taxonomy places the organism in Eukaryota, Metazoa, Chordata, Actinopteri, Pleuronectiformes, Soleidae. The transcript has 12 exons. Gene Ontology annotation, biological process: postsynaptic membrane assembly; presynaptic membrane assembly; chemical synaptic transmission.